CAGUCGUGCGUCAAGGACGACACCGUAAUGGUGUGGUACCAAAGCGGAUACGGCCGCUUCGGUUUCACCCCUACUCACGGAGUGAGGCUUCAUGUUGACAUGUUGUCAUCUUUCGUAAAACUGGAGGAGUUAACCAGGAACAGUUUUCUCCAUAACAUUGCUUUUGAUAAGGUUGUUUUAUUCACAAUAAUACUGUUUUAAGGGCAUGUGAACUCCCAGUUUUAGUGACGUCAUUAGAUCUUAUCCCCAAAUUAUUAUUUCAGCUCAAAUUGUAGAUUAAAUGGCUCGUUGGCGUUUCAUGCUGCUACUGAUUAUUCUCUUGUUGAACGUCGUUUUGCCAUUUUCUUCAGCAUCACAGAAUGUAACUGAAGCAGAAGCUUAUGGUGCUGGGAAUAUUAGAGAUGAUCAGUUCGGCAUAACGAUUCUUAGAAUCCUUAAAACUGUUGGUGUUGCACUUGGAGUUGCAUUGGUUGUUACUUUUAUAGCACCGAUAGUUAUUUACUUCCUACUCUGCUGUAUCGGAUUUACCUGUUCUGGCGUUCGGGCAAAUUCGUAUGCUGCAGUCCGUCAAUCAGACUACGGUGAUGUGGAAGCUGGAAGUUGUUUUUCUUGUGCACAAAGUAUGGGCGCUUGUGGUAGCAUGGGAAGGAACGUCUUGAUCGGCCUAAUAUUUGGUAUUCUUGCUGGUGCUAUUGCAGGCUAUUAUGCUUGGUUUUAUUUUCUUUGAAUUGGAUAAAAUUAAAGCGUGUGCAUUUUGUGAUAUGAUGGAAUAUGUGGAUUUGUAUUGGAAUAAUAUGAACUUUGUAAUAAAUGUGACAUUUGCUCCUCCA
Daphnia pulex (common water flea) is the source of this 830-nucleotide messenger RNA. RefSeq lists its product as uncharacterized. Gene Ontology annotation, cellular component: mitochondrion; membrane. The record is from RefSeq and is a predicted model, not a curated record. Bases 281 to 727 code for a protein of 148 amino acids. The transcript is spliced from 2 exons. Gene Ontology annotation, biological process: apoptotic signaling pathway. Lineage: Eukaryota; Metazoa; Arthropoda; Branchiopoda; Diplostraca; Daphniidae.